UCUUUGCUGCCCACAGUCGAUAAAGCAGUGUAUACAAAUGUCAACGUCUAUUCUCUCAUUACACACUUUCUCCAGUUUUUCCACAACUUUUUUUCCCUCACACAACGAAUUUGACGAUAGUAGCCAAAGCAAAGCGGUUCUCAAUUAAUCAAAAUAGCCAGUACGCUUACAACAGUGGCUGUGUGUGUGUGCAUCAAUUGAUUCACAAAAAAAAUUGUGGCAGCAGUAAGAAAAAAUUUGGAAAAUGAGAUUCAAACAUUUUAUGGGGCUGCAUUUAGGCUCAUUACUAGUCAUAUUACUACUGGCCAGUUCGCCGCUAGUACGAGCUGACGUGGAGCAGGACUUCGCUGAUGAUGUUGACGAUGACGGCAAGGUAGAGGAGGUGCAGGAUGAAAAUGAGCUCGAAGAAAUCGUAUAUGAAAGCCCCGUUUAUGACCAGAACAAAUUCUAUUUCGCCGAUCACUUUGAUGACAUCGCUGAAUCUCGCAAGCGUUGGGUAAAAUCCGAAGCAAAGAAAGAUGAUAUCGCCGAAGAGAUAGCCAAAUAUGACGGCAUAUGGGAAUGGGAGCCACCACAACGUAUCGUAUCCAAGAAAGACAUUGGUCUCGUACUCAAAUCGAAGGCGAAACAUGCAGCUAUUGCUUCAAAACUUAACAAACCAUUCACCUUUAAGAGCGACACACCCCUCGUAGUGCAAUACGAAGUAACUAUGCAGGAGGGACAAGAAUGUGGCGGCUCAUAUAUUAAGUUACUUUCACAUGGUGUACAUACCGAAGACCUCAAAAAGUUCAACGAUAAGACGCCAUACACUAUUAUGUUUGGACCAGACAAAUGCGGUAGCGACAUUAAACUACAUUUCAUAUUCCGCCACGUUAAUCCAAUUAAUGGUAGCAUCGAGGAAAAGCAUUGCAAAAAACCAAAAGAUCGUUUGGAGGAACCAUUCAAGGACAAAUUGCCACAUCUCUAUCAGCUCGUCAUACGCCCAGAUAAUAGCUUCGAAAUAAGUGUUGAUCACAAGGUGGUGAAUCAAGGUUCUCUGCUCUCGGAGUUCACGCCAGCAGUUAAUCCACCACGUGAAAUUGAUGAUCCCGAGGACAAAAAACCAAAAGACUGGGAUGAACGUGAGAAGAUACCAGAUCCAACCGCUAAGAAACCAGAAGAUUGGGAUGAUGAUGCACCACCACAAAUACCAGAUCCCACAGCUGUUAUACCUGAUGGUUGGCUUGAAGAGGAACCCGCAAUGAUACCUGAUCCCACAGCCGUUAAGCCCGCCGAUUGGGAUGCUGACAUGGAUGGCGAAUGGGAAGCACCAAUGAUCGAUAAUCCAGCAUGUGAAAAGGCCGUCGGCUGUGGCGAAUGGAAGGCGCCUUUGAUACCCAACAAGGAGUACAAAGGCAAAUGGCGCGCACCACUCAUCGACAAUCCCAACUAUCAAGGCAAAUGGGCUGCACGUAAAAUACCAAAUCCCGAUUACUUUGAAGAUCUCACGCCAUUCAAGAUGACGCCCAUCUCCGCUGUGGGCCUUGAACUUUGGUCGAUGUCUGAGAGUAUUUUGUUUGACAACUUGAUUGUCGCUGACGACAUUGAGUUGGCCAGAGAUUUCGCCGCCAAAACGUUUGAUAUUAAGCGUAAAUAUAUCGAUAAGGAGUCGGAGACAUUUUUCAAUAAAAUCGUAGCAUUCUUCAAUGAGAGCUCUUGGGCUUGGCGUGUAGCAAUUGUAUUAGCUGGUGCCACACCACUCUCACUCACUUUGUAUCGCUUGUUUAAGAGAUCCGGUUCGAAGGAGUCUGGUUCCGAUGCUGACGCUAAGAAAACCGAUGCCGUGCAACCCGAUGACGCUGCGGCCACUUCAGGCGGUGAGACCGACGCAACUGCCGCUAGCAGCAGCAGCAACAAUGUAUCUAGUCCUAAAACUAAAAAGUCUGAUUUAGAUGUUAAAGAUGAUAAGGAAGAGCAAGAAGCUGAGACAGCAGCUACCACAAAUAGCGGUAAAGAAUCACAAGAAGAUGAUGCUGAGGAGGCCGUCACUGGGGAAACCACGACGAAGGCCGCACGUAAGCGUCGCGUGCCCAAGGAUCAGUCUUAAGCGUGGCGUUGGUUAGCUGUACAACGCAAUACAAAAGAAUUCCAAAAAGCAAACAUUUAAAUAAAUUUAUAGUAGAAUAUGCAGCAGCAAGUCGGCGGCAUGUAUGCAACACUUUGCGUUGGUGACAUGAUGCGGCAUUCAUUUUAAUAUUUUUUUUUAGUUUAGUCUAUAACUUCAACACAAUUUUCCCCAUAAUUUCACACAGCAAACUGCAGUCAUGCCACACUACUGUGCGUAAUGUAAGAAUGUCUUUCUUUUAUUUAUAUAUGUAUACUUGUAGUUCAAUUGAUGUGGAAUGCAAUGUUUUUUUUGUUAUUUUUUUUUUGUUGCACGUGAAAUGUUUGUGUGAGCACUGGAAAACACAUUGUACAUUGUCAAAUGUACGGACUUGCAAAAUAUAUACACCAAAUAGUUGUAUACACUUGGGGAUACGGCCAGUAGUUUGUAUGUGCAGACACCUAAGAUAAUUUCAAUAAAACAUGUUCGAACUGCUUCUAUUUCGAAAUAAUUUUCAUACUUACAUAAAGAAGUAUUAAUUUAAAAAGAAAUUUGGUUAAGUAUUGUUUGUUUGCCGAUAAUUUCCAUAUGCAUUAGUAGCAAGAAAGUUCUUCACAAAAACCAAUAUAUAUAUAUAUGUAUUACUUUCUAGUGAAAUUAUUUUAAAUUAAUGGAUAUAGAAAAAUCUCCGCAACCUAUAUGUAUGAAACGAAUAGUGUAGCCUAAUGGAAAAAUAAAACAAACAAACGAAACAUUAUUUUAAUUUAAAAUGUACUUUGUAUUAAAUGCGUAUUUAAUUGUAAUAUUAAUUAACGCCAAUAAAGAUAAUAAAAAAAUAAAAAUUUAAUAAAGA
Zeugodacus cucurbitae (melon fly) is the source of this 2936-nucleotide messenger RNA. RefSeq names its product calnexin (gene Cnx99A). The record is from RefSeq and is a predicted model, not a curated record. Gene Ontology annotation, cellular component: endoplasmic reticulum; endoplasmic reticulum membrane. Lineage: Eukaryota; Metazoa; Arthropoda; Insecta; Diptera; Tephritidae. Gene Ontology annotation, molecular function: calcium ion binding. The coding region runs from base 245 to 2086 and encodes 613 amino acids. Gene Ontology annotation, biological process: protein folding. The transcript is spliced from 12 exons.